Molecule: messenger RNA, 411 nt
Organism: Trichoderma aggressivum f. europaeum
Lineage: Eukaryota; Fungi; Ascomycota; Sordariomycetes; Hypocreales; Hypocreaceae
Exons: 3
Coding region: 1-411 (136 amino acids)
Source: RefSeq, a predicted model, not a curated record
AUGCAAUUCUCAACUGCUGCAUUUGCCCUUCUUGGCCUUGCUCUCACUGCUUCGGCAGCCAACGAGAAGCUUUGCUUUCCUGUCCCUGGACAGAAGAACAAUGUUCCUCAGUCCAUCACUGACCUCGAUGAUCAAGUGAAGGUCGACUGGGCUACUAAGCUCUGCUCCCAGAUCAACUUCUCAAAUGUUGACGCCCAGUCUGUUACCACAGACGUCGCUGACGGUGUCGACGCACCUGAAGACGGAAAGACCUACGGUCUUAACCUGGUGACUGUAGCUGUUACGGAUGAAGAAUCCUGUGUUUCUUAUGCCGCACAAACACUCACUGCUGAUGUUUGCCCCAGUGGUGGUGCGUUCAUCGACCUGGACAGCGCCCAGGAGGAGUGGUUCACCAUUGUUGCCCUCGACUAA